AUCCGAUGAAGAGCAUCUGGAGCACUUGAGGAUCGUCUUUGAGCUUCUACGGGCGGCUGGUAUGACGGUGGCUGCUGAGAAGUGCGAGUUUAUGCAGGAUCGAGUGACCUAUUUGGGUCACAUGUUUAAUAGUACUGGUAUGAGUCCCGACUUGGGUAAGGCCGAGGUUAUCUUACGGUGGCCUCUACCUCGGACUGCCCCGGCCCUUCGAUCCUUCUUAGGGCUGGCAGGGUACUAUAGGAAUUUCGUCCCGCACUUUGCGGAUAAGUCUCGGUGUCUUUAUGAAAUUGUGAACUACUGUACGAAGAACAAGGUUGUGGAACUCGGAAAUCAGUGGGGCAAGGAGGAAGAGCUGGCCUUCAAUGACCUGAAGCAGUGGAUAGCCAGUCUCCCCUUGUUGGCCUACCCAGAUUUCUCGAGACCGUUUCAGCUCAUGACCGACGCCAGCGAUGUAGCGAUAGGGGCUGUGGUGGAGCAGGACGGAAGGCCUUUAGCCUUCUUCAGCCAGUCCCUGACCCCUACCCAGAAAGUCUGGCCGGUGUAUGAGCGGGAAGCCUAUGCUAUCUUCAAGGCAUUGGAACGGUUCAGACCGUUGCUCUGGGGUUACCAUUUGGAGUUGGUCGUCUUUUCGGAUCACAAGCCUCUGGAAUGGAUACAGACGGCUACGACGGCGAAAGUGCAACGCUGGCUCAUUAGUAUGUCCCAGUUUAAGUUUAAGGUAUUUUACAAGAAGGGUAAGCACAACGUCGUAGCUGAUGCCUUGUCCCGGAUUACUACAUCCGACGACAAAGUGGCAGAGCCAGAUCUUGGAGCACUCCAGCGUGAGCUGCAAGGUACACCUGCCCUGGUGACAGAUAAGUUGUUGACUGACGACAGGGAGGCCGACGUGAUGGAGAAGGACAAUUUUGCCCCUGCUUGUGUUCUCACCCUCUGUGAGCAAUGGUCAACAGCUGAUUUG
Molecule: messenger RNA, 958 nt
Organism: Perkinsus marinus ATCC 50983
Lineage: Eukaryota; Perkinsozoa; Perkinsida; Perkinsidae
Product: retrovirus polyprotein, putative
Exons: 1
Source: RefSeq, a predicted model, not a curated record